Molecule: messenger RNA, 6116 nt
Organism: Petromyzon marinus (sea lamprey)
Lineage: Eukaryota; Metazoa; Chordata; Hyperoartia; Petromyzontiformes; Petromyzontidae
Product: E3 ubiquitin-protein ligase TRIM33-like
Cellular component (GO): chromatin
Molecular function (GO): zinc ion binding
Source: RefSeq, a predicted model, not a curated record
AGGAAGUCGAAUAAUCGACGGGGACAAGAGGAGACUGGAGAGUGCGUGUCCAGCAGUGGUGGAGAGGGAUACGGUGGAUUUUGGCCCCCAUUGUCCAUUUCCCACCCACACCUUCACAGCACGGCGCCUGGGUCAUUCCGGUCCGUGGACCCCGAUGCAGUUGCACCGCCUGCACACUCGACAGCGACACCGUUGGACAGGGUGAAGAUGAAGGGGGCGCUGUGGCUUUCCCCGCGCCGCGAGUGCCGAGUCGGGUGACGUUGAUGGCGGCGGCGGCGGUGGGGGCAGCCGGAGAGCGCGCGCGUCUGUGUGCGAGUCUCGGGCGACCGGGCUGGAUCCCCAGCUUCAGCUCGGCUACUCCAGUGGAGGAGGACGACGACGAGGAGGUAGUGGUGGUUGACGAGGUGCGAGCACGUGGAGGACAACGACGUGAAGAAGGAAGAGGAGAAGGGAGGAGGAGGGAGACGGAGGAGGCCGCGGCCUCGAGCCCCGGAGUGUCGGAGCGGCCAUGGACGACGUGGUGCUGGUCAGCGUGACCGGGGCGAACGGAGAAAUCGCCGUGCCCGUCCUAGUGGGCCCCGAGCACAACCACCACCACCACAGCAACCACCUCAACCAGCAUCCGCAGCUGCGGCUUCUCCUCCACUCCCAGCACGAGCAGGAGACGAGAGACGGCGGCGGCGGCAGCAGCCAGAGCGACGCGGGGCCGCGAGGAGAUGACAAAGACAGGGCCUCUGAUGAGCAGGCCGCAUUAUCCGCGGGCCCCACUUUGACGGCGGACCCCGCGGGCUCCCAGACAAAGGCGGCCUCCGAGGCGGCCGGGCCCGCGGGGCCUGAACACGACGCGGAGAAAGCGUCUGACGGUGACAACAACAACAUCAUCAUCGUCAACAACAACAACAACAGCGGCGGCGACAACAACAGCAGCAGCGGCAAGGAGGAGGACGGCAGGAGCAGCAGCAGCAACAACAAAGAGGAGGCUGUGCCCGGCGAGGAGGUUGCUCUACUACAGCCAGCACCUCCUCCUCCUCCUCUCAAUCUCCUGGAGUCUUGCGCUGCCUGUGGCCAGGGCCUCCAGAGGCGGGAGCCCAAGCUGCUGCCAUGUCUACACUCCCUGUGCGCCGUGUGCGUGCCACCGCCGCAGCCGCAUAUCCCCGUUCCUAUGGCGGGGCCGGUCAUGAAUGGACAGCCUCACCAGCAGCCCCACCACCAGCAGCAGCAGCAUCCGCAGCAGCAGCAGCAGCAUCCACAACAGCAUCCACAGCACCAUCAGCAGCAGCAGCAACAUCAUCAGCAGCAGCAGCCGCCUUCGCCUGUAGGGCCCAUGUCAGUGCAAGCCAUCGUGCGCUGCCCAAUCUGCCACCAAGGAUGCCAGCCCAAGGACAUCGUGGACAACUACUUUGUGACGGACGGCUCAGAGGGAGUGGCGGGCACAGAGAACAGCUCGCAGCCGUGCACAAGCUGUGACGACGGUGCGGACGCCGAGGGGUUCUGCGUGGAGUGCCUCGAGUGGCUGUGCCGCACGUGCAUCGAGGCCCACCAGCGCGUCAAGUUCACCAAGGACCACGCCAUCCGGCGCAAGGACGACGCUCAGGACGAUGCGGCGGGCAUGGCCACGCUGCGGCCCGUCUACUGCCCCGUCCAUCGCCGGGAGCCGCUGAAGCUCUUCUGCGAGACCUGCGACCGCCUCACCUGCCGGGACUGUCAGCUGCUGGGACACAAGGAACACAGGUACCAAUUUGUGGAGGAGGCUUCGCAGCAGCAGGUGGUGAUUAUCGAGACGCUUACGGCCAAGCUGCAGGAGAAGAAGAACUACGUGCAUUUUGCCGCCAUGCAGGUGCAGAACAGGCUGAAUGAGGUCGUGGAGGCCCACAAGAAAGUGGAGCACGACAUCCGGGUGGCCGUCUUCACGCUCGUCAACGAAAUCAACAAGAGGGGCAAGUCGCUGCUGCAGCAGCUCGAGUCGGUGACACGUGAGCGGCAGGCCAAGCUAGGCCGCCAGCGGGACGAGAUUGGCGAGCUGGCACGGCACGUGGAGCACGUCCUCAGCUUUGCACGCUUCGCCGUCGCCAGCGGCAACAGCACCGCCCUGCUCUACAGCAAGCGGCUGGUGACGUACCAGCUGCGUGCCAUCCUAAGGGCGCGCUGCGACCCGGCACCCGUGGCCAGCAGCGGCGUCAAGUUCCACUGCGAUUCCUCCUUCUGGGCCAAGAACGUCCUCAACCUCGGCACCCUGGUGGUUGAGAACCCUCCUCCCGGGGCGGUGCACGCGUUUCUGCCCAACAUCGCGCUUGCGCAGGCAGGCCGGCCGCCCCCCGGCACCGUGCCCCACAUGCCGCCCUCCCCCUCCGCGCCGGGCCCCCCUCUCCCGGCCUCGCUCGCGGGGCCGGGGGGCCCGAUGCGUCAGCAGGCGUCAGGAGGAGGACCCCCCCUGCAGCCCCUGCCACCGGGCCCGCCGGGCUCCGGGCAGAUCAACUUGGCUCAGCUCCGUCUGCAGCACCUGCAGCAGCGGGCCAUCAAGCAGCAUCAGCAGCACCAGCAGCAGCAGCAACAGCAUCAGCAUCAACAGCAACAGCAGCAUCAGCUGCAGCAACAACACCAACAGCAGCAGCAACAGCAGCAGCAACAGCAGCAACAGCAGCAGCAACAGCAGCAGCAGCAACAGCAGCAGCAGCAGCUUCGUCUGGUGGCCAGGCCUCAGCCAUUGCAGCCCCACCGCAGAGUUUCUUCGUCUGCGUCCGUGGCGGCCGCUACCGCCCUUGCUGCCGGGCAGCCGGCCUUCGCCACUCUCUCUCCGACCAACGGCGGGCAGCCACCGCGGCUCAUCAGCCUGCAGUCCUUCCACCGAGCCACGCAGCACUUGUCGGCCACGCAAGCUCGCGCCGUCGCCCAAGGCGGCGGCAGCGUCCGCAUCGGGGGGCAGCAGCAGCAGCAGCAGCCUCCGGGACCACAACAGCAGCAGCCGCAGCAGCAGCAGCAGCAGCGGGCACCACAGGGGCCCCCGCAAAACCCGGCACACUCGCUCCGACAGCACCCCGGCAGCAGUGUCCCCCUCGGGGUCCCCUUCCCCGUGUUUGAGGACGUGUCAUCGGUGCUGAAGCUGGCGGCGGUUCACGCCAACGGGGCCCUAGCGGACGGUGUGCCCAGCCCCGCGCCCCGCCUCACCUCCCCCGGAUUCUCCAUCUCCCCGGGGUCCGCCAUGCACUCGCCCGUGACGGUGGCGAGCCAGACGCCCAUCAGGCCUUCCAGUGCCUCCAGCACUGGCAGCCACGGCAGCUCCGCAUCCCCCAAAGUCCCAUACGUGCGCCUCGAGCGAAUCAAGCACGAGCCCGGCACGGCGCUCGCCGAGAGGGGCUCGGCGUGCGGGGGGCAGCAGCAACAGCAGCACCACCACCACCACGCGUUGGCAUCGGCGACCCCCGCGACCGCUGCGCCCUCCGCGUCCGCCAACAGCGUGAGCGUGAAGCAGGAGGCGGCGCUCGGCGGGGGCGGCGCCGCCGGGAGCGCCUGUUGCGUGCUGAGCAGCCCCGACAGCAUCCUCACCCCGCCGCUGUCCAACCCGAGCUGCGAGUCGCUCCCCAUCCACGCCGUGCGCGUCAAGGAGGAGCGGCUCGACGGCGCCGACUACGCGGCGGGCUCCACUCCGCACUGCGGCGCCGGGCCCGGGCACUCCCCUCGCCGACACAGCCAGCCCGACUCCACCACCGGCCUGCCCGGACACCGCAGCGCCGAGGGCACCGGCCGGGGUGCCAGCGGCGCGGACAGCAGUUCCGCGUUGCGGAGAGGAGACGAGGGCGCGGGGAGCGACGGGGCCGGCGGCGGGGACGAUGCGGCGCAGGAGCCGGCGCCGGAGCAGAUGACCGAGGGCGCCGGGUGCGACUGCGCAGUGUGCGGUGCGGACGCCCCCGUGCUGGCCUGCGCGGAGUGCGGGGGGCGGUAUCACCUGACCUGUCACGUGCCCGUCCUCUCCGAGCAUCCUGGCGGGGACUGGCGCUGUGGCCUGUGCCGCGGCCCGGACUGCGAGGAAGAUGCAGCGGAGACGGCGCGGGACGGUGUGACAGCCGGCGAGCGGAGGCGCUGCGAGGUGCUGCUGCUGUCAGUGCUGUGCCGCAUCACCAGCGAGCCCAGCGCUCCGUGCACCGGCGUCUCGGAAGCUGAAAAGCAAAUGAAUGGCACGGAAGCUGGUAGCGACGGAGGCAGCGGUGGCGAUGGUGGCGACGCUCCGUUGCCGUGCUGGCUGGACGCGGUGAGGCAGCGACUCCAGCCCGACUCCCCGGAGCCGUACGGCAGCCCCGAGGAAUUUGUGUCGGCGCUGCGCUCGGGCCUGCGCUCACAUCGGGACCACCGCGCGCUGGAGGCUCACGUCACGGACCGGCUUGGGGAGCUGUUCCCGGCGCUGAGCGGGACGCACGGCACGUGCGGCGCAGACGCGGCCGAGGACGCCGGCGCGGACCCCGCAGCAGCGGAGGCGGCGGACGCUGCCGGCGUGUGCCCGGACGGGCUCGCGACCGUGGACACGGCAGAGGCGUGCGGGGACGUGGGCGCCGGGACGGGCGAAGACGCCGGGACGAGCGGCACGGUGGACGCGAGCGCGGACGUGGGCGGCGCGAGCGCGGACGUGGGCGGCGCGCUGGAUGCGGACGUCGGCGCCGGAGCCGACGUGGUUGAGGACGCCGAAGUGGAGGUGGAGACGGCGGAGGCCGCCGAGGACGUCUCGGCGGGCGACGGCGGCGCGGGCGGUGGAGGCGACGGGGACAGCGACGUCGAAUGCGGCGAACCGAAAUCCAAGCGCGCCAGGCUGGAUCCUGCCGAACCGGGCCCCUAGCGGCCGUCGGACGCCGAGCGACACGACCCAACGAACCCCGGCGGGAAACCAUCUCGCAGCCGCGGGACUUCGUGCGUGUCGUCACGCCCUGCGGGUGACGAUUGUCUCGAGAAGUGCGAGCCGCCCUGCGCUCGUCCCGUCGAGACCUGGUUUUUGGACGCGCGACUAUUUUGGGAAAAAACAAGUGCCAAAGCGAAUGCUGCCGAGCGUUGCGGGAGCUGCACGGCGUGAAUGUAGGGGGGGGGGCUUCCCCGCGGAGUGGGGUGGGGGGGCCGCGGGACGCGGCAGCGGCGACGGCGAGGGCCGCCACAGGAAGCAUCCGCCGCAGCCUCCUGCUAGCCCCGAUCAGAGCGUACGAGCAGCGUGGAGUUUUGGCGAAGAGCGGCGCCGUUCGUCACAUUUAGCGCCCAACGCAUGACCAAGUGUGUGUUUAGCCGUGCGAUUGUUACAAGGUUUUUUGUAGUUGUAUUCUUAAUAUUAUUAUCAUCAUUGUAUUUAUUUUAUCACCAUCUUGCUGCAGGGCUGGGUGGGAGUGUAUUUAUCAUGCCGUGCAGCUGGGGUAAGCGCGCCCUUGUUCCAAGUGGAGCGGCCGUGUCCCCCGACCAAGACGGGUUGUAAUUUUUUUUUAUUUUUUCAGGGUUUUACCUGAAGUUCGCGACGUGAGCCAAGCAGGGGGUGGGGGGGGGGCCCUCGUGGCCUCGUCUUCCCAUGUACAGACUCGGACUCGAUUCGGUCAAGCUUGCGGCUACUACUCAUGCGCACGUGCCGGCCGUCCUCCGUUACGGAACCCCGCCAUCACGCUCGGCGGAGAAAUCACUUGGCUUCUCUUGGAAUCACCUCGUCUCGCGUUCCCAACGGACCUGGAACUAAUGAAUCCCAACGAGAGCCAGCGCCGCGCUCGCCCGCCCACCCACUCGCUUGCCCGGCCGCCCACACACUUGCCCACCCCGGUACCUCGACCGUGGGGCUGCAGGCGAGAGAGACUUCUCUGAAUGACGAAAGGAUCCUUCAUCUCCCGUGGCUCAUCCCUCGUCGACCGUUGUUCCCCCGCCCCCCCCCGGCCUCGUCUUCAUGCCCACGGACAAGCCCACGCACACACGGACUGGCGCGUGCAGGCGCAGGCUAGUUAAGCGUCCUCACGGCGCGCCCUUUGCGGCAUCGUUGGCGGCUCGUGGUGUGACGCUGGCAGAGCGCGACGCGGAACGGUUCUACCGUAGUCGGUGGCUGCAGCAGGAGCUUGUUUCUGGUUUCAGCGAUGUUUUUAGUUGGGGGGGGGGGGGUGUAAUUGAAU